UUCCUCUCCCUUUCAAUGGAGAGUGACAGUAUAGAUCAAUAAUGAGGACCAGCCCUCGCAGGCCUUUAAUUCUCAAAAGACGGAAACUGACCCUCCCACAGAAGGUUGAAUCCAGUACUGCAGCAAGAGAUGAGAACAGCAGUCAGGAUGAAAAGACUCCUAAGCAGGAGCACAGCCAGGAGGAUCAACACAACAGACAGCCCAGAGACAAAAGGGACUGUGGCCUGCAGAAAUUCCCAACGGGAAUAAAGAUAAUUGACCAUCCUACCAUGCCCAACACACAAGUGGUAGCCAUCCCUGCAAACGCUGAUAUCCAGAGCAUCAUCGAGGCACUGACGGCAAAAGGCAAAGAAUGUGGCAACAAUGGGCCCAACAAGUUCAUUCUCAUUAGCAGUGGGGGCACGUCCCGUUCAAUCCUAUCAGAGAAGAAAGCCAGUGCAGCAACCAAGCCUGCAGAUGGUCAAGAAACAGAGAAGAAUGUUACACAGACACCUGUUCUCACAGGCAGGACAACACUCUGGCAUUCGGGAGUGGAUUCUGUCAUUGAACAGGAACAGGAGAACAGCAGCAGUGGUGAGACAAUGAGCUCUGCAUUGGACAAUAGUCUCACUAACAUCCAGUGGCUGGGGAAGAUGAGAUCUGAUGGGCUAAAUCCCUGUUCUGUGAAGCAAGACACAGAGAAAGAGAACCAGAUGCCUCUGCAGGAAAGAAUCAAGACUGAAGAAGAGUCGUCUGCUGCUGCUAUUCCUACUGCAGCUGCCUCCUCUUCAUGGCAGGAUUCAGUGUCAGAACGACCUCCUUACUCCUACAUGGCCAUGAUCCAGUUUGCCAUCAACAGUACUGAGAAGAAGCGUAUGACUCUGAAGGACAUCUACACCUGGAUUGAGGAUCAUUUCCCUUAUUUUAAACAUGUAGCUAAGCCAGGUUGGAAGAACUCCAUUCGGCACAACCUGUCCCUUCAUGAUAUGUUUAUCCGUGAGACAUCUGCUAAUGGUAAAAUCUCGUUCUGGACUAUUCACCCCGAUGCAGAUCGUUGCCUAACGUUGGACCAGGUAUUUAAGCCACUGGACGUGGGGUCAGCAACAUCGCCUGAGUGCUCUGAAUCACCAAAGAAUCAUCUUCCAGAUCACCCAAAGAAUAUGGGAAGCAAAACUGAACCCCCACAUUCACGCCGGAAGAUGAAGCCUUUGCUUCCUCGCAUCAACUCCUACCUGGUUCCGAUCCAAUUUCCUUUGAGUCAGCCUCUUGUCUUGCAGCCUUCUAUAAAGGUUCCUGUAUCCGUGGCACAGGGAGCAUCCCUUAACAGCUCAGAGACUUUGCAGAGCAAUAAGCGAGUGCGCAUCACUCCAAAGAUGACACUGUCUACAGAAGAGUCACCCUCUUUAUCCAUGGCUACUGUCAAGGAGGAGGAGGGUCAAUAUGAUGAAGGUUUAUUUUCCCCAACCCAUUCCCUAAAGGAGAACAGUUCCCAGCAUGGUGAGGAAUUGGCUGCUUUUCCUGAGGGAGUCUGUGUAAAGGAGGAAGAAGACUCUCAGCUGGAUGAUUGGCUGCCCCCAUUUGGCGCAACUGUAACGGUAAAGGAAGAGCCAGGUUUGUUCCUCCCAGACUCAUCCGCAAAGGCAAGGAAACAAUUCACCACACUGAAGUCACCAUCUAAGGCUGUUUCUGACUCAUUAGUUAUAAAGAGGCGCGAAAGGCGGGAAGUGGGCAGAUCCAGAAGGAAACAACACCUAGCACUGCCUCGCUCAGAAGAGCCUGUCCUAGUUUUGCCAGAAAGCAACAGCUUUGACCCUUUCCAGUUAGGGGCAGACCAUUCCUCCCUGCAGGAAAGCCAACUGCUUGAGAAUGUAUCCGAGCUCAGCUGCUCACAGGGAGAAGAGGGAGCCUUUAAAACACCAGUCAAGGAGAUGUUCAGCAAAUUGCCGGAUUCUUCCACUCCUAGCAAAGUCUCGGACACUACUAUCCCCUUGCCAGAGGGCCUUGACCCCUGGAAGUCUGCAUCCUUAGCCAAGGGAAGUCAUGAGCUGGACUUCAGUCCAGUGAAAACCCUUCAGUUACCAUUCACAGCCCUACAGGACAACCAGGACUUGCUGGGUUUUAACAGCACACCUCUUAAAAAUCCCCUCUUUGAGUCCCCUCGGGAGCUGCUCAAUACAGAAUCCAGUGAUAUGGUGCAUUGUCCCCUCACAAGCUCUCCAGGAUUUUUUCAUGAGUCUACUAAGCAAUCAUCUGUUGAACUGACAGCUUCUGGCUUUACUGAAAACCGGUCGCUCAUGGAGGGGCUUAUCCUGGACACCAUGAAUGACAGCCUGAGCAAAAUUUUUCUGGAUAUCAGCUUUCCUGGUCUUGAGGAUGAAAAUUUAGGAACGGACAUUAGUUGGUCUCAGCUCAUGCCCGAACUGAAGUAA
Acanthisitta chloris (rifleman) is the source of this 2408-nucleotide messenger RNA. RefSeq names its product forkhead box M1 (gene FOXM1). NCBI's taxonomy places the organism in Eukaryota, Metazoa, Chordata, Aves, Passeriformes, Acanthisittidae. Gene Ontology annotation, molecular function: sequence-specific DNA binding; DNA-binding transcription factor activity. The record is from RefSeq and is a predicted model, not a curated record. Gene Ontology annotation, biological process: G2/M transition of mitotic cell cycle; regulation of DNA-templated transcription.